Messenger RNA from Aspergillus viridinutans, 357 nucleotides. RefSeq lists its product as uncharacterized. The coding region runs from base 1 to 357 and encodes 118 amino acids. NCBI's taxonomy places the organism in Eukaryota, Fungi, Ascomycota, Eurotiomycetes, Eurotiales, Aspergillaceae. The record is from RefSeq and is a predicted model, not a curated record. The transcript has a single exon.
AUGUCACGCCGAGCUUGGAGCAAUGUUACGGAAGCUAUCACAGGUCGGGGUUCUAAGAUCUGGGAAAAGCUGGCCAAACCAACAGUCGGGAGGGGAAAGACACAGUGGCCGAAAUCCCCCAGCGAUCUAGAAAACCAUGGUGUCCGAUUCGACUACGACGGGACUAUCGAAGAAGACGGCCAAGUUUACCACAAGUACCAGGUCCAACCUAACGCGGGGAAAAUCCCCAGCUCCUGGAAGGAGUGGAGGGAUAAGCAUGGCGGGACUCAUGCUGUUAUUGGCACUGUUAAGAUCAAGCAAGACGCAACGAAGGAUGAUGUCGACUCGGCUCUAAAGUCUCUUGAAGAGAAACUCUGA